Molecule: messenger RNA, 2372 nt
Organism: Medicago truncatula (barrel medic)
Lineage: Eukaryota; Viridiplantae; Streptophyta; Magnoliopsida; Fabales; Fabaceae
Product: aspartic proteinase nepenthesin-2
Exons: 1
Coding region: 546-1931 (461 amino acids)
Biological process (GO): proteolysis
Molecular function (GO): aspartic-type endopeptidase activity
Source: RefSeq, a predicted model, not a curated record
UGUGGAAAAUUUAUGAAACCUUAGUGAGGAAAUUAUUUUGAUAUGUCAUCAUUUUCCAUACGGCAAAGUCUUGAAAUUUGCAACAUGGGUCUGAUUCAUACAUUCCAAUGAAGGAGGAAACCAAGAGGAAAAUACCCUUUAGGAGGAACAAAAAAAUAUUAUAUAUUCCCAUUAAAUAUUGAAUUUAUUUAUACACCUUGAAACUCAUGAGCUUAAAAAAUCAUAUUCAAUGAAACCAUUUUUGGUUUUUCUCAUUUGUUCUUGAUAUGAGUCACCUCUUUUUUCCUUCUGUACUAUCUGUCAUUUUUGCCUUGAAAUUCUACCAUUUUUACCAUUUUUUUUUUUGUUUCCUUCAUUAACCCUUUUCUCUUCAUUCACCUUACUUCAAGUUUAGUCCUUUUUUUAGUGUUUUUUCUUCUUAAUCAUCUCUUGUUGUAAACUUUUGUUCUUUUUCUAGUUUUCUCAAUUUUGGCCUGAAAUUUUUCAAGUUUCUUUGUCAAGUUGAUAUUUUUCAUUGGUUUCAAAGGAAACAAUUUAUUUUCACUAUGGUUUUGAAACUUUUACUCAUUCUAAUUUUCCUUGUGAUACAUUUCUUCACUUUAGAAGCCAUUUCUGAUUUUGCAGUUAGAGACUUGACAAGAAUUCAAACUCUGCAUAGAAGGGUUAUUGAAAAGAAGAACCAAAACUCUAUUUCAAGGAUACAAAAAACAAAGGAACAAUCAAACAAGUCCUAUAAGCCGCCAGCUGUUGCCGCACCACCGGAAUAUUUGACCGGAAACUAUUCAACUCAGCUUAUGGCCACCUUGGAAUCAGGAGUAAGUUUUGGUUCCGGUGAGUAUUUCAUCGAUGUAUUCAUCGGUACGCCACCAAAACAUUUUUCUCUGAUACUUGACACCGGUAGUGAUCUUAACUGGAUUCAAUGUGUUCCUUGUUAUGCUUGUUUUGAUCAAAAUGGACCAUAUUAUGAUCCUAAAGAUUCCACUUCUUUUAAGAACAUAAGUUGUCACGAUUCGCGGUGUCAACUCGUGUCAUCGCCUGAUCCUCCUCAGCCCUGUAAGGCUGAGGAGAAUCAAACUUGUCCGUAUUUUUAUUGGUAUGGCGAUAGUUCUAACACAACUGGCGAUUUCGCACUUGAAACAUUUAGAGUGAAUCUUACAAAACCAAACGGGAAAUCCGUGUUCAAAAUCGUCGAAAAUGUUAUGUUUGGUUGUGGUCAUUGGAAUAAAGGACUAUUUCGCGGCGCUUCUGGAUUGUUAGGAUUAGGAAGAGGACCAUUAUCAUUUGCUUCACAGCUUCAAAAUCUCUAUGGUCAUUCAUUUUCCUAUUGUCUUGUAGAUAGAAAUAGCAAUUCAAGUGUUAGUAGCAAAUUGCUAUUUGGUGAGAACAAAAAGCUUCUUAGUAACCCUAAUUUGAAUUUCACAUCUUUUGUUGGUGGAUUAGAGAACACAUUUUACUAUGUUGAGAUAAAAUCUAUUAUAGUUGGUGGUGAAGUGCUAAAAAUACCAAAAGAAACAUGGAAUUUAAAUGAAGAUGGUUCUGGUGGUACAAUAAUCGAUUCCGGUACAACUUUAACUUAUUUUGCUGGACCAGCUUAUGAGAUUAUUCAAGAAGCAUUCAUGGAGAAAAUUAAGGGUUAUUCAAUAGUUGAAAGUUUUGCACCUUUAAAGCUAUGUUAUAAUGUGAGUGGAAUUGAAGAAAUGGAAUUGCCUGAAUUUGGAAUAUUGUUUUCAGAUGGAGCUGUUUGGGAUUUUCCUGUUGAGAAUUACUUUAUUCAGAUUGAAUCUGAUGAUGUUGUUUGUUUGGCUAUUUUAGGGACUCCUAAAUCUGCACUCUCAAUAAUUGGAAAUUAUCAGCAACAGAAUUUUCAAAUUUUGUAUGAUGGGAAGAAAUCUAGACUUGGUUAUGCUCCAAUGAAGUGUGAUGAAGUUUAAUUAAUAUCUUUUUAUGAAUGAAAUCUGUAUAGAAGGUUGACAUUGAAAUGGAAAUUCUGAGGCUGAUUUUUACUUCUUUUUUUGCUUUUUAAUGUAGUAUUUUGGGUGUAAAUCGGGUCUCCUCCGUGGGCAAUUAUGAAGACUAAUCUCUCGAGCAUUGUGGGACCCAAAUGGGCGGCAAUCUUUCCAUAAGAGUUUUAAGAUGCUGCAUGCCCAUGACUGGAUUCGAACCCACCUUAGUUAAGUUAGAAGAGACUCGUAUCAUCUCAUCUAAACGCUCUUGUGUUUUUAAUGUGUUUUUAUGUACUAGAUAGUAGAAAGUGUUGUAUACAAAACAAAGAAAUGAAAGAAAAAAAUGUUUGUUUAGAUUAUGCAGAACAGGAUCAAUGCAAACUCAAAUGUUUCAUAGUUUUGUGAUCAAUUAAUCACUUCAAUUUUGAA